Nasonia vitripennis (jewel wasp) is the source of this 2616-nucleotide messenger RNA. Its product is annotated as E3 ubiquitin-protein ligase RNF8. The record is from RefSeq and is a predicted model, not a curated record. The transcript is spliced from 5 exons. Gene Ontology annotation, molecular function: ubiquitin protein ligase activity; metal ion binding; histone binding. The coding region runs from base 668 to 2386 and encodes 572 amino acids. Lineage: Eukaryota; Metazoa; Arthropoda; Insecta; Hymenoptera; Pteromalidae. Gene Ontology annotation, biological process: double-strand break repair; ubiquitin-dependent protein catabolic process; protein K48-linked ubiquitination. Gene Ontology annotation, cellular component: cytosol; site of double-strand break; ubiquitin ligase complex.
AAUUUUGACGCACCUAUGUAGUUUCUGUUAUCCAUUAAAAAGCGCAUCUCACAAAUCCAGUUACAAUAAAUAUUUACAGAAAAGAAACGCAACGUAACGAAAGUAAUAAUGAGAACUUUUUGUACUUUGCAAUCGCAAAAUCGGCGCUAUCUCUUAGAAGUGCGUUGAAAUAAAAAAUUUUUUGCUAACGUUGCUUUUGCGCUGAUAUACUUAUACGCAGCUUAAAAGUUAACCCAACGAUCCUGCCACUUGUUCAGCCGGCUUAGCUGUCCUUUUUCAGCUUGGAAUUUGGAUAGGGCAUUGCCGCAUUACUAAUGGAAGAAGACUUAGACGUUUACAAUGCAAACAAAAUAAGGAUUUUCUAGUUUGAAAACUUGCGUUAGUUCUAUAGAUUUUACCAUCACGAGCGGUAGAAGGGCCUGCAUGCCCAAGAGAUACCUAUACUUACUACGGUCAAGCCCUACAACAGUCCGAAACAGAACUGAUCUCGUAUAUCUCCAUCAAUAAACAGCCGCCACUGAGUACCUUGUGCGGUUUUUCGUAUAAACAAAGGACCGCACGACAGACAUAGAAAGGUUAUGUCGCCCAUUUAAGAUCUUAUUGUUAUAUUUGGGGAGUAAGGCCCCCAAUGUAGAACUUAUCAGUGAAUAAUUUUCUUAAGUUUGAGAUGACAGCCAUGGAAAAAUCUGAAUCAGGGACAAUGGAAAUAUGUGAACCUAUGGCAGUAUCAGUAGAAAAAUGUAAGUCUAUGACAGAAGGGGAUACAAGAGGAUCAAGAAAAAUGGAGACAGAGGAGACAGAGGAGACAGAUGCAGAUACAAGAAAACGCAUUAUGGAAGAAGAGUUUCAACCUGUUCUGACCAGGUUACCUUCAGACGAACCAAGUUGUGGCUCUAAUUGUAUUCGUAUUAAUAAAGAUCAGUUCAGAAUUGGCAGGAAACCAGAUAAUGACGAAGUAAUACUUAGCGUAUGGAUAUCUAGAAACCAUUGUGUCUUGCAUCGCGAUAAAAAUAGUGAUAACUGGUUUGUCACAAACUUGAGCUCUACUGAUACAUUGUUAAAUGGUGCACAUAUACCGAGAAAUUCAACUAGUAUUAUUCAAGAAGGGGAUGUUUUACAAUUAAGUUUAUCAGAUUGUUUUAAGUAUACAUUUUCAUACGUCAAAAAAGAUCGUGAGUGUAUUAAGUAUCCAAAACUAGAAGAAAACAAAUGCGAAUUGGGAAAUGUUUUGGAUAAACAGAGAUCGUUUGUUGCUUUUCAAGAAAGUGAAAGAAAGUAUCUUGAGAAACAGUUGUUGGAUAAACAGCUGGAACAGGAAAAUUUAAAGGAAGAACUAGAAAAACUUCUACAAGAUCAGAAAUUUACAAAAACUUGCAACAAUGAUUUGAACAAUCAAAUAGCAGAGCUACAAAAAAAGAUAGAGGUGGGUAACUCUACAGAAUUAGAAUUGCAGCAAAAGUAUCGAGAUUUGCUAGGAAAGUUAGAGGAGGAGAGACUCAAAUUUGAAGAGAAAUUGGCUCAAGAGAAGCAAAAAUGGCAACAAGUUUUGAAGGAGACCAAACAGGAAAAGGAAAAACUGGAAAUGUCUAUGGUGGAGCAAAUGGAAGAAUUGAGAGAAAAGCUGGAGAAGAAGCAGCAAGAAGAGUGGCAAAAGAAGAUCGAUAAUUUGCUGCUGGAAGAGAAGAAUGUUCAAUUGAAAUUGCAAAAUGAGAAGCAAUUAUUAGAACAUAAAUUAAAACAAAUGGAAGAAGAAUUAAAACAAAAAGAAGAACAGGCAAAACUUGAGCAACAACUGCAACUACAACAACAAGAAGAGCAACGGCUACAACUUGCACAACAGCAAGAACAGAUACAACAACAACAGGCACUGAUUGCUCAACCUAUAGACAUACAAAACUGCAUCAUAGUCGAAAUACCAGAGCUUGAAAUACCAAGCUCGAAUAAAUUCAACUUGAACAAUCAACUACCUACAAUGGAAACUAUAGAUUUGACAAGUGAUGCUGAGAGCACAAGUUCAAGUUUUAAAAAUUGUCAGGAUGAGGCUGUCAUUGACAAAGUCAAUAAUAUAAUGGAUGAACAACUGACCUGCAGCAUAUGUUCGGAACUCUUUGUCAGAGCAAUGACUCUCAAUUGCACACACACUUUCUGUCGGCAUUGUAUUGAUCUGUGGAUAGAAAGAAAACCGCCCAAUGAACGUCAAAACUGUCCUACUUGCCGUACUAAAAUAGUUUCGAUGACACGAUCGCUUGUAGUGGAUAACUUUAUAGAGAAAAUGCUAGAAACCUUAACACCAGAAGAAAUGCAAAAACGAAAAAAUCUAAUUCAAGAGCGAAGAAUGUAUACAGCAAGGCAUCCGAAAAAAGGCGUAUGUACAAAAAGAAAAUGAAGUACAAAGAAAUCCGUAAAUAUAAGAUAUUAAUUUAACUGUUAAAUUAUUGAUAUUAAACUUAAGAUACAAUCGUUUCAUUUCUUCACUUUGUACAGAAUAUACUCAUUCAUCAAUAAUAAUUGCUUGUAUUAUAAAAUGUGAUGAAUAUGAGUCUUGCAUUUUUUUUUGUUCUAUAAAGAGAGGUGAGAUUUUUGGAGCAUUAAAUAUAGUGUGUUUAUAACUAAAAA